Molecule: messenger RNA, 2999 nt
Organism: Chelmon rostratus (copperband butterflyfish)
Lineage: Eukaryota; Metazoa; Chordata; Actinopteri; Chaetodontiformes; Chaetodontidae
Product: PARP1 binding protein
Exons: 11
Coding region: 40-1800 (586 amino acids)
Biological process (GO): negative regulation of double-strand break repair via homologous recombination
Cellular component (GO): chromatin
Source: RefSeq, a predicted model, not a curated record
ACGUGUGCUCUCGGAGACUAUUACAAUAUCAGAGGGAAAAUGGAGGCUUUAGAGGACCGUCUAAAGGCAAUGGUGAAAAUCUUCAGGAGAGAGUGCCACAGGGUUUUGCAGUCUGAGAGGACCACCAUUCAUGGAGCUGAUGACAUGCUGAUGGUGCUGCAGCUGGCCAUGGCAGAAGUUAAUAAGCAGCACGGCGGAGAGUUCAAAGUGGCUCUGAGUGAUGUCCUGAUGGCCUGGAAACACUUACUGUUAGACAAACUUCACCUGCCACCCCCCAGCUUUGCACGCUUGGAGAACUAUGAUCUCAUCCUGGAGUUAUACGAAUCCUUCCUGAAGCGCUCCAACACCGUGGACCUGGUUGAUAUCCUCUCCAUGUACAAACAGCUGAGACUCGUGGACUCGGACCCAGAGGAGCCUGUGAGCCCGAUCCAGCUGUUCGAGUUCUUAUCAGGCAACAUGGAGGUCCCAGAGAUUCCAGACUCUUCAGUCGCGUCAACACCGUCUGGCAAAAAAAGGCCCUGCAGCUCACAGGUGAAAACGGCAGUGAGAAGGGUUUUCUGCUCCUAUCUGAAUUUGCUUGUGAACUCCAAGAACGACAUGGCCUUGGCGCUAACCCUGGACGUCCCCAGUCGCGCUCUUGGACGACAGGCAUUCACCGACAUAAAACAUGCUGCACGCAACAACAACACUUCUCUCUUCUUGGCUGUGACAUCUUUUGUGAGGGCCAUCCAGCUCGGAGGGAAGGGCUACGCUCCAGCUGAGUCCGACCCACUGAGGAAACAUGUCAAAGGCCUGUCUGACUUUGUCCAGUUUCUAGACAACCUGGAAGAAAUACUGGGGGAGAUUCCUGACCCAAGUGUGUGUGGAGCCAGGCUGGUGGCUGCCAUCAGGGCGGUGCUGGUGAAGGGACGUAGCAGUGGAGAUGCAGUGUACGCUGCAGCCGAAGAGACGACGAAGGAGCUGAAGGAGAGGAUCUGCCAACUCCACCACAUCCAGAAACAGACUGCUAACGCAAGCCGGACCGGGAUAAGCCCUGCCAGGCCAAGGGUGCACGCAGUCAAUCACGCCACCGCGUACGGCGGUCGGGACACUGUGAAGGUGCUGAUGGCUCUGCUGGAUGAGGAAGCGUCGACUCCUCCGUGUCAGAACAAGGCAGACCUGCUGUCCGAGGACCAGCCCGUCCUCAGCGAGGCAGAGGGGAGCUGCAUCCUCACGCUGUUCAGAUCCCCUGAAGUGUCUGCUGGAUGUUCUCCAGAACCUCUACGGAACCGAGUCCAAAGCCGGCUAGACCUGCUCAAACCCAAGGCCAAAGACAGAGUCAUUCGAUCCCAGUUUGCGUGCACAUACAAAGACGAAGAACUGCCCCUCAACCGUGUGCUGGAGUUCCCCAGCACCAGCCAGGUCCCAACCUGUGUGCACCCAGCACCCAAACCCAAGUACACCCCAGCUGUGGAUGAGGCGUGCGGCUCAGAUGUGGAGGAGACAACCCCAGCCUCUGAAUGUCCAAAUAAGGAGCAGAGCGGCGUGCGGCGGGGGGCUGCUCCCGGGCAAAGAAGUGGAAAUGCCCAAAACAGAGGUGCAGGCCCGGGUAAUAGAAAAAAGACUGCCAUUCAGACGCAGAGCUGCAAGAGGAAGCAGGUGGAUUCGAAUCAACAUGGAGGAUCAGAGAAUGAGCCUCCACAGAAGAAACAGCCCCGUAGCGUCUUGGUCAAAAUGCCUGGAAAGACUGUCAGCAAGGCCUCGAGUAAGAAGAAGCUGAUAGCCGGGCAGGGAAAGCUAACCAGCUUCUUCAGAGUCUAAUGAUCGUCAUGUUGGUACACUGGAUGGACUUUCUGCCAAACAGUGUUCAUACAAAGCCCGAGUGUUGUACAGCUGUUUCUUCUCACUGACAAAUCUUGCAUAGCAUGUGAACGUUCCAAUUAAGGCUGCAGCUAAUGAUUAUUUUCAGCCUCAGUUAAUCGGUUGACUGUUAUCUUAAUGAAUUUCUUGAAGAUAGUUUUGAGAAAUGUGCUCGUUUGCACACUUGCUGAGAGUUUGAUGAGAAGAUCAACGUCACUUUCAUGUCUGUGCACUAAAUACGAAGCCAGAGCUAGCUCAUAAGCUUAUUGUAGCAUAAAGGCUGGAAGCAGUGGAAAGCAGUUAGCAAGCUAACCCACUAACCCGCUAACAAGUUAAUUUUUAAAAACUUUGGUCAGAGUUGGCAAACCCCCAGCUCCCUUUCCUGUGCUAAACUAAGCUAACCAGCCACUAGCAGUAGCUUCUUUUGCCAUACAGAUUUGUUUUUGUAUGGAUUAAACUAAAAAGAUAUAAUGUGCAACAUGUUAAUGUUAGCAUUUAUAUGAAAGCAAUGCGGUGCUGUCCUAGCAUGACUUUUCCUAGCAUGAUUCUUACUUUUUUUACUCUGUGUUUUGUGUGGAUUAAACAAACAACAUACACGUGUUAACUAGUGAGCUUUAGAGGUUCUAGUAGGGGGAUUUUGUUCCCUUUUUAACCAGAGCCAGUAUAAGCGUUUCCCCCAAUUUCAAGUCUUUAUGCUAAUGUAAGCUAACUGCCUGGCGGCUAUACCUUAAUAUGUAGUGUACACACACAAGAGUGGUAUCAAUCUUCUCAUUUCACUUUCAGCAAUGUGGUGGCUAGGUAUAUUUUCCAAAAUGUCAAACUAUUUAACUACUUACAGUGGUCUCAAAAGAUGUUUUCAUUUGAGAGGCAGGAACCAGCAAAUGUAAACCGUGAACUGUGCUUAUCAAAAUUAUUGCUAAUUAAUGUUCUGUUAAUUAACAAAGGAUUCACACAGGUUUAAGAGGCAUUUUUACCCAUUUAGCAGUGUGGAAAAUGUAGGCGGCUGUAAUGUGAUUGGAUGAAUUUGAUGCAGAUCAUUGGGAUUUUGGACUUGGUCAGUAUGAGUUUUUAUCUAUUUUACCAGUAAUAUUCCACAAUGAAACCAACUCUGUAAAUAUGAUGCAGACUUUUCCUUUUUAAUAAAGUUUUAUUUUGUUUUA